Messenger RNA from Telopea speciosissima, 1027 nucleotides. RefSeq names its product inositol oxygenase 1-like. The transcript has 11 exons. Gene Ontology annotation, biological process: inositol catabolic process. Gene Ontology annotation, molecular function: iron ion binding; inositol oxygenase activity. Gene Ontology annotation, cellular component: cytoplasm. The record is from RefSeq and is a predicted model, not a curated record. Bases 29 to 943 code for a protein of 304 amino acids. NCBI's taxonomy places the organism in Eukaryota, Viridiplantae, Streptophyta, Magnoliopsida, Proteales, Proteaceae.
UUUCAUUUCCUUCCAUUUUCCGGUGAAAAUGACAGUCAUCGUCGAACAGCCUGAACUUGGAAAUCAAGGACAGGAUAAAAAGAUUCAUGAAGAGACCAACGAGUUGAUUCUUGAUGGUGGAUUCGUGGUCCCUGAAUCCAACACAUUUGGCCAAACCUUCAGAGAUUAUGAUGCAGAGAGUGAAAGGAAAAAGUCUGUUGAAGAAUUUUACAAGCAGAAUCACAUCAACCAAACAUUUGAUUUUGUCAAGAGGAUGAGGGAAGAGUAUGGAAAACUGAACAGAGUAGAGAUGAGCAUUUGGGAAUGCUGUGAACUUCUCAAUGAGUUUAUCGAUGAAAGUGAUCCUGAUUUGGAUGAACCUCAAAUUGAACACUUGCUUCAGACUGCUGAAGCAAUCAGGAAAGACUAUCCUAAUGAAGAUUGGCUUCAUUUGACUGGUCUUAUCCAUGAUCUUGGGAAGGUCCUUCUUCACCAUAGCUUUGGAGAACUGCCCCAAUGGGCUGUUGUGGGUGAUACAUUCCCUGUUGGGUGUGCUUUUGAUGAGUCAAUUGUUCAUCAUAAGUAUUUCAAGGAAAACCCUGAUUACUACAAUCCAAAAUACAAUACCAAGUGUGGAAUUUACACUGAGGGAUGUGGCCUUAACAAUGUGAUGAUGUCUUGGGGCCAUGAUGACUAUAUGUACUUGGUGGCAAAGGAGAACAAGACAACUCUACCUUCAGCUGCACUGUUCAUCAUCCGAUAUCAUUCCUUCUAUCCUUUACAUAAAUCUGGAGCAUAUAAACACUUAAUGAAUGAGGAGGAUGUUGAGAAUUUGAAGUGGCUUCAUGUCUUCAACAAGUAUGAUCUCUACAGCAAAAGCAAAGUUAGGAUUGAUGUUGAGAAAGUCAAGCCUUACUAUCUAUCCCUCAUUGAAAAGUACUUUCCCUCAAAGCUAAGGUGGUGAGGUCAGUAUAAGCAAAUUGAAGAAUAAUUUUGAACAGUUUGGGCAGAAGAUGGCCAUGAUGAGAGUUUGAGUUGCUGUCAUUUU